Molecule: messenger RNA, 993 nt
Organism: Trypanosoma cruzi
Lineage: Eukaryota; Euglenozoa; Kinetoplastea; Trypanosomatida; Trypanosomatidae
Product: casein kinase, putative
Exons: 1
Coding region: 1-993 (330 amino acids)
Biological process (GO): peptidyl-serine phosphorylation; endocytosis; signal transduction
Cellular component (GO): cytoplasm; nucleus
Molecular function (GO): protein serine/threonine kinase activity; ATP binding
Source: RefSeq, a predicted model, not a curated record
AUGAGCUUAGAGCUUCGAGUGGGUAACCGCUUCCGCCUCGGCCAGAAGAUUGGGGCGGGGUCGUUCGGCGAGAUCUUCCGCGGCACAAACAUGCAGACGGGCGAGACCGUGGCCAUCAAGCUGGAGCAGGCGAAGACGCGCCAUCCACAGCUUGCCUUUGAGGCCCGAUUCUACCGCAUUCUCAACGCAGGCGGCGGGGUCGUGGGCAUCCCCAACAUUCUUUUUUAUGGCGUGGAGGGCGAGUUCAACGUGAUGGUGAUGGACCUGCUGGGACCCUCGCUCGAGGACCUUUUCAGCUUCUGUGAUAGGAAGCUGUCGCUGAAGACGACGCUGAUGCUGGCGGAGCAGAUGAUUGCGCGCAUCGAGUUUGUCCACAGCAAGAGCGUCAUCCACCGUGACAUGAAGCCGGACAAUUUCUUGAUGGGCACCGGGAAGAAGGGGCACCACGUCUACGUCGUUGAUUUUGGUCUCGCCAAGAAGUACCGCGACCCCCGCACGCACCAGCACAUCCCGUACAAGGAGGGGAAAAGCCUGACGGGAACGGCACGGUACUGCUCGAUCAACACGCAUCUUGGCAUUGAGCAGAGCCGUCGCGACGACCUGGAGGGCAUCGGCUACAUCCUGAUGUAUUUCUUGCGUGGCUCACUGCCGUGGCAGGGCCUGAAAGCGCACACGAAGCAGGAAAAGUACUCUCGCAUAUCCGAGCGCAAGCAGACAACGCCCGUGGAGACGCUGUGCAAGGGCUUUCCCGCGGAGUUUGCCGCGUACCUCAACUACACCCGAGGCCUGCGCUUCGAGGACAAGCCGGACUACAGCUACCUGAAACGGCUCUUCCGAGAGCUCUUCAUUAGGGAGGGGUACCACGUGGACUACGUGUUUGACUGGACGCUGAAGCGCAUCCACGAGAACCUGAAGGCGGAGGGGUCCGGCCAGCAGGAACAAAAACAGCAGCAGCAGCAACAACGAGAGCGGGGGGAUGUAGAGCAGGCGUAG